AUGAAACUUGAUAUGAAAUUCUACCCAUUGAAAGCGUAUAUAAACAAUCGUCGACAACCUCUUACACAACAUAGACUGAGCUCAAGCAAGAAGAUCAGAAUGAAGAUCACAUUCGUCAGUCUGUCAAUACUGUUGGUACUGACUGUCGGUUGUUCAGAAGCACAACCAACACUCGAAACCAUAGCAGAUACAUUGAAAAGAUCAGUGGGAGACAAGCUUGAUGAAAUCUCUCGCAUGAUACAUGAAGAUAAUCUGCGUAAUGAAGGUGAAUCACAUGAAAGGCGUUUGAAGUGAUCCUGUCUGUCAAGAAACCGGAUCAAUCCUACAUCCAUAUUCUUCACGAAGCUACAUCUCGACAAGGUGUGAUGUUAUGCGUUUAUCUGUGAACAGUGGUUAAUAAACAGUUUUAAUGAUGA
Messenger RNA from Trichobilharzia szidati, 416 nucleotides. The record is from the annotation of a GenBank genome assembly. Lineage: Eukaryota; Metazoa; Platyhelminthes; Trematoda; Strigeidida; Schistosomatidae.